Labeo rohita (rohu) is the source of this 572-nucleotide messenger RNA. It is a transcript of the gene snrpe, whose product is annotated as small nuclear ribonucleoprotein polypeptide E. Gene Ontology annotation, cellular component: U2 snRNP; U4/U6 x U5 tri-snRNP complex; U4 snRNP. The transcript is spliced from 5 exons. Gene Ontology annotation, molecular function: RNA binding. Gene Ontology annotation, biological process: mRNA splicing, via spliceosome; spliceosomal snRNP assembly. The record is from RefSeq and is a predicted model, not a curated record. Lineage: Eukaryota; Metazoa; Chordata; Actinopteri; Cypriniformes; Cyprinidae. The coding region runs from base 139 to 417 and encodes 92 amino acids.
UCAUUCUGUUUCCGGAAUUGCGCCGCCAUUGAAACUCCAGCAACCAACGUGAGAUUUUCGUUGCCGCGCCAAUAAUUAUUGCGUUUAAUAUUAUAUAGAACUCCUUUUUCUAAUAAUAUCCCAAUAUUAUUUGUGAGAAUGGCGUACAGAGGACAAGGACAGAAGGUUCAGAAGGUCAUGGUGCAGCCUAUUAACCUUAUUUUCAGGUAUCUACAGAAUCGUUCUCGAAUCCAGGUAUGGCUGUACGAACAGGUCAACAUGCGGAUAGAGGGCUGCAUCAUUGGAUUUGAUGAGUACAUGAACUUGGUUUUGGAUGACGCAGAAGAGGUUCACAUGAAGACCAAGAACAGGAAGCCUCUGGGGCGGAUUAUGUUGAAGGGAGACAACAUCACAUUGCUGCAGAGUGUGUCCAAUUGAUUGUCUGUUAGGAGUUUUGUCUGAAUAUUUUUUUUGCUGUUAGAUUGUUGGUUUUACUUUUUGUUUGUCAAUAUUUUGAAUUUUGACUCAUGCUUAUAAUUGUGAAAACAGUUUUGCUUUUCUAAAACUCAAAAAUAAACAAUUUUUCACUGAGA